AUGGAGGCGGUCGGCGCAGCUGCCAACAUCAUCGCAGUCGUCCAACUCGCGUCCAAAAUCGCCUCGAUAUUGUUUCAGUACUCCAAGGACGUCAAGAAUGCCCGCGAAGAUGUGGAGCGACUCACUCAGGCGGUGACGCACUUGCGAACGGCCGCCCAAGGUGUUAAAAACCUGUUGGAGUGCCAGAAUGGGGAGAGAUUGAGAACGUCUCAAGACUUGGCUGUCGUUACGAAACAAGCCGAGGAGCAGCUGCAGAAGCUAGAUACGCGACUCGAGCCAAGCUCCAGACGCCAGACAAUGAAACGGUUCGGCUUCCGCGCCUUGAAAUGGCCGUUUCAAAGCAGCGAGGCACAAAAGCUCGUGUCGGAUAUUGAAAGAUGCACGCAGACUAUGAAUCUUGCGUUGCAAAUUGACCAAACGUCAGUGCUUGUAUUUUCCCCGUCUGAAAUUGACAGGCGCUUACUUACUAAAACUUACACAACAGUGAGAUUAUUCUGAAUGUCGAACAGAGAGUACUACUUGACAAGCUCCCAGUGGCAUCCGGCGCUGCGUUUGAUUCCUACGAGGAAGGACGGAAUCCGACAUGUCUACCCAACACUAGAGUGGACCUACUUCAGCAACUAUCAGCGUGGGUAGAUGACUCAGAAUCAGAGGCGAUAUUUUGGCUCAAUGGCAUGGCAGGAACGGGAAAGUCUACAAUAUCUCGUACCAUAGCUAGAGACCUGACCAGAAAGGGCCGGUUAGGAGCCAGCUUCUUCUUCAAAAGAGGUGAAGGUGACCGAGGAAAGAUGGCUCGGUUCAUGACAUCAAUCGCUGCCGAUAUUGUAGCCAGAGAACCAGCAAUGUCACACCACGUGCAAAGGACGCUAGAGGAAGAUCCUGGAAUAGCGAAGAAGACCCUGAGGGAACAAUUCGACAAACUUAUCUUCCAACCAUUUUCAAAAAUUUCGAAUCGGACUGGCGAGCCCAUUGUUCUGGUCGUUGAUGCUUUGGACGAGUGUGAGAACGAUGAUGAUGUUCGCACCAUGGUCGAAUUAUUUUCCACAGCAAAGAAGUUGCAAAAUUUACGCCUCAAAACAUUUUUCACAAGCCGGCCGGAGCUACCAAUCCGAUUAGGCUUCCACGCGAUCAAGGGCAAUUACCAAGAUCUGAUUUUGCAUGACAUAUCGCUGUCUAUUAUCGAGCACGACUUGCAGGUUUUUCUCGAAUACAAAAUCUCGGAAAUUCGCAAUGAUUAUAAUGCGACCGUGCCAAAAGACAGACAGCUUACCCAGGAUUGGCCGGGCGAAUCGAAAAUCACAUCCUUGGUCCAUAUGGCUGUACCGCUUUUCAUUUUUGCCGCCACCACUUGUCGGUUCCUUGCCGACAGAAAGUGCGGUAGUCCUGGUAUCCAACUGGAGACCGUUCUUGAAUAUCAGACGAAAAGCCAGGAAUCCAAACUCGAUGCAACAUACUUGCCUGUUUUAGAACAGCAGCUUUCUGGUCUUUCGAACAGAGAAAAAGCUCAAGUUCUUAGCCAAUUUCAAUUGGUUAUAGGUUCCAUAAUCAUCCUGGCAAGGCCACUUUCUACCUCAGCACUAGCAAGCAUUCUCUUCAUUGAGCGGGAGACUGUUGAUGCUCGGUUGGAUUUGCUCCAUUCAGUCCUGAGCGUGCCAGCCUCGAGUGAGGAGCCGGUGAGACUCUUCCAUUUGUCCUUUCGAGACUUCUUGCUAGAUCAAGACAAGCGUGAUAAUCAUGCAUUUUGGAUUGAUGAAAAAAACGCUCAUAGGACCUUGGGAAGAAAUUGUCUUACUACAAUGGAUAAGCUCAAGGAAGACAUUUGCGACCUGAGAUUUCCAGGCACGGACGCCAGAAAUGUCAGCCCUGAUAAGCUUGCUAUAUGUCUUUCCCCUCACUUGCAGUAUGCUUGCCUAUAUUGGGUGUAUCAUAUUAGUGAAGCAGAGUUACAAGGAGAGGAUAUGGGAAGUGUCCACGAUUUCCUGAAAUCCCAUUUUCUACAUUGGAUCGAGGCGCUCAGCUUGAUGGGACAGGGUUUGGAGAGCAUUAAACUCAUAAACAAUUUGAUCUCAGUUGUUAGCGUGAGUUGUUUCGAUAUUCCCCCAUAGAAGACGCCGACUCACCUUUUGAUAGAACCAAGAUUCCCCAGAGUUGCUGGCAUUCCUCCACGACGCCCGGCGAUUUGUGCGGACAUAUUCCUUCGCCGUCGAAUCCUUCCCCCUACAGCUCUAUUCCUCUCUCCUAUUAUUCGCACCGAAGAAGAGUUUAAUUCGAGAGAUAUUUCAAAAUACCAUUCCGGAGUGGAUUGAUGCACGACCGGAGAGUGACAAUAAAUGGGGUCGGUGUUUGCAGACACUUGAGGGCCACAGUGAUAAGAUUAACACCGUUGUUUUCUCUCCCGACUCAACCUUGCUCGUCUCGGCGUCAUCAGAUCACUCUGUCCGAUUCUGGAAUCCAGAAACAGGGGAAUGUCCGUUGAUCAUACCUCACGAAGAGCCUGUUCGGGAUGCCCUCUUUACGCCAGACCCUGGUUCGAUAGCAACGGUGUCUGGUAGCAAGGUCCAGCUAUGGCAUGUGAAAACAGGGGCACGUUUACCACACGGCCAAGACUGUGGGAUUGGUGCUAAGCUCACUCUCAUGGACGGCCUGAUUAUCACUUGGAAUACAUACACUGAGGGAAGUUUUGGGAUCAAGAUUGCGGACGAACCCGAGGUUCGAACAGACUCUGGGCGCCCGAGCACUAAAGCUGUUGUAUGUCUGUCUUACGAUGCUAAGUGGCUCGCCGUGGCUGAUGAUGGUAAUAAAAUCCGAUACGUUCAUACAAAAAGUGGUCAGUGCAAGUGGGAGAUGCAGUAUAAUGACGAUAUUAUCUUAAUGGCCCUUUCUCCCGAUUCUAAAAUGCUAGCAAUAGCCUCACCAUCUGGAUUCACAACACUUUGGGACGUUGAUACAGGGGAUAGACUGCAGAUUAUCAGCUACCACGAGUGUGGUGGCGAAGUGAUAUUUUCUCACAAUUCAGAAUUGCUAGCAAUGACAUCAGGAUAUGCAGGAUAUGGGAUAAUUAAUCUUUGGCACACCCACACGGGAAAACACUUCCUGGCUCUGGAAGGGCAUAACAACUUCGUCAAUUCCAUCGCAUUUUCUCACGACUCCACCCUCCUUGCCUCGGCAUCUUUUGAUAAUACUAUUCGAGUAUGGGAUGUUUAUCCUCAAGAGGCUUCUACUCCAUUUAAGGGUAAAAUAAAAAACCCUUGCAGGAUUGCUUUUUCUGAUGACUUUAAGGUCAUUGCAUCAGGGUCGCCCGAUGGGACGAUUCGGUUAUGGGAUGCGGCCACGGGCAAGUGUUUCCAUGUGCUCGACGACCAUCCAAGGACCAAUCAUGAGUUGGCCUUCUCGCCCGAUUCACAACUCCUAGCCUCGGCGUCAUCUGACGGGACCAUUCGCGUGUGGAGUGUUCAAACAGGGGAGCGUAUUCAUGUGUUGAACGGGAGAAGUUGCCGCGCAGCGAUCAGAGUUGCGUUCUCACCUGACUCUGCUCUCAUCGCGUCUGGUCAUAUAAGUGGAAAGGUGCAACUGUGGGAUGUUUCCACGGGCCAGUGUUCUGACACAGGAAUCAACCACUCUAAAAUGGUUUCCUCAGUGAAAUUCUCCGCAGACUCGAACAUCUUGGUGUCGGCAUCUUGGGAUGGGACUAUUCAGAUCUUGGGUCUUAAAUCUAACCGCUAUCACAAAACAUUGAAAUGCCACAAUUUAGCGACCUUGUCCUUCACAUUGUCGAGUGACUCUUCACAGCUGGUAACAGGGUCAGCUGAUAACACGGUGAAAUUAUGGGACGUGGAAUCCGGAAACUGCAUCCAGACCUUUCAGGGUCACAACAGUAUGAUCUAUGCAGUCGCCAUGUCCGAAGACUCCAAAUCUAUCAUAUCAGCCUCUUUUGAUGAUGGGAAAAUUCGCGCUUGGGAUGCAUCGACAGGCGAAUGCCGUCAAAUUGUUCCAAUCCCCAAGAGCUACAGAUGGACUUCAUUCGAACUACGAGUCAACAGAACUUGGAAUUUAAUCACAAAUGCUGGUAUAAUUACCAUCAACCGUCCCUUGUCAGAGGUGCAUGUUAAGCCCUUAUCAGCUCAAUUCUCCGGGCUUGGGAUUUCAAGUGACUCUAGCUGGAUUACAUUCAACGGCAAGAAGCUUCUCUGGUUGCCUGCCGAAUUCAGGCCAUCUGAAGACGGAACACUUGAAUCCCUUCCUAUCGGGAUAUCUAGUUCCACAGUAGCUAUUGGGAGUCAAUCAAGGAGAGUCACGAUUAUUGGGUUUAGACCGGAGCUAUUGGGUUUCUAG
Messenger RNA from Clonostachys byssicola, 4332 nucleotides. The record is from the annotation of a GenBank genome assembly. Lineage: Eukaryota; Fungi; Ascomycota; Sordariomycetes; Hypocreales; Bionectriaceae.